AUGACUGUGAAUGGCCCCACGACCACAUUCCAAGGCGUUGUCGUCGUUGGUGCCGGUCCGGUGGGACUUCUGAUUGCUCUUCGACUUGCGCAAGCUGGCAUCCGUGUCCAAGUCCUCGAAAAAAAUCCCGAUUUGAACGACGCUCCACGGGCAUCUGGUUAUUUCGGAGGCGCUUUAUUGGCUCUGAAGAAGGCAGGAAUACUGGACAAGGCGCUUUCCCUUGGUUUUGCGGGGCGAGGGAUUGCUUGGAGAAAGCCUUUGGCCGACGAUGGCCUUGGGAAUAAGCGUAUGGGAGACAUCCUUGCUCACCUCAAUGCUAUUCUGUAUCUCCGUCAGUCUGUACUCUCAGAAUUGAUCUUCAAUGAGGCGAUGCGCUCUGGAUUGGUCGAAGUCCACUUCAAUAUGGAACUAGUGGGCUUGGAAAAUCAGCCGGAUUCUGUGGUAGCUACGGCGCGAGGAAGUGAUGGCACUACUCGCCUGUUCCGUGGGUCGUUCCUGGUGGGGGCAGACGGUGGGAAAUCCGCGGUUCGUAAACAUCUGGGAAUCCCCUUCAAAGGCCACACGUGGCCAGAGAAACUCGUGGCGAUAGAUGUCCUCACAGAGGGCGCGGCUCCUGAUCCUCAAUUUCCAACCUCUAUGAUCAUUCAUCCAAUUCAUUUCGGCGUCAUCACCCCGCUGGAGAAGCCCCAAGGGGGUGAAAAGACCCUGUUUCGCUGUGCAGUGGCUUUGGAUUCAAAGGAUACCCGUUCUGACGAGGAGCUAUUGUCAGAGGACAGCCUAUCCUCUCUACUGGGGGAGAUGAUGCCUGGGCCGAGACCAUUGCCUGCCCGGGUGGUUCGCUCUUCCCCAUACCGGAUCCAUCAACUCUGUGCCUCGACAUUUCAUCGAGGCCGAUGCAUCUUGGCCGGUGACGCAGCUCACCUGAACAAUCCAGUUGGCGCGCUCGGCUUGACAACCGGUAUCCUCGAUGCUGAAGCUGCUGCAGAUGCUUUAGAGCUUAUCAUCAAUGAAGGGAAGCAGUUGGAAGCGCUGCGCAUAUACUCGCACGCCCGUCAGAAAGCCUUCCAGACUUUCGUGAAUCCUGUCUCUACGGCCAACAAAUUGCGUAUCGCCAAUGAUCCUGAGGCCGCCACUGAGGACUGGUUUUUGCGGGCAAUGCUCGACCCUACUCCUGAAACUAUCGAGGAGUUUACCAAACCCUUUUUCGGCAUCUGGAGAACGAACAUGCGCGAGGAGAUGCGGCGCAGACAACUCUAG
This is a messenger RNA of Aspergillus niger, 1257 nucleotides long. RefSeq lists its product as uncharacterized. Gene Ontology annotation, molecular function: 3-(3-hydroxyphenyl)propionate hydroxylase activity; FAD binding. The record is from RefSeq and is a predicted model, not a curated record. Lineage: Eukaryota; Fungi; Ascomycota; Eurotiomycetes; Eurotiales; Aspergillaceae. Gene Ontology annotation, biological process: 3-(3-hydroxy)phenylpropionate catabolic process. The transcript is spliced from 3 exons. Bases 1 to 1257 code for a protein of 418 amino acids.